Pomacea canaliculata is the source of this 1923-nucleotide messenger RNA. RefSeq lists its product as uncharacterized. Gene Ontology annotation, molecular function: protein serine/threonine kinase activity. NCBI's taxonomy places the organism in Eukaryota, Metazoa, Mollusca, Gastropoda, Architaenioglossa, Ampullariidae. The record is from RefSeq and is a predicted model, not a curated record. Gene Ontology annotation, cellular component: cytoplasm. The transcript has 5 exons. Gene Ontology annotation, biological process: peptidyl-threonine phosphorylation. The coding region runs from base 257 to 1468 and encodes 403 amino acids.
UAAUUUUAGCUCUUCACGUCACGAGAACAGCGAAUGUAUAUAAAUAAAUCAUCGCCACUGGAACGGGUUGUUUUGAUCAGUGACAUGUAUAGGUAAUACAAGUUAGUGAAUGGAUCUAAUAGCAUAAUAAAUCCACAACAGGCCUAAUCGAAACCAGCUGCCGCAAACCGAGCAUUGACAAGCUCAUCCACUUGUCUGUCGAUCCACAGCCUAAGGUAAAGGCCCAAACAAGAACUUGUAAGAUCUUCCGGACAUCAUGGCAGACACGCCGGUGCAGCCCCCGCUGGCGAAGCACGAUAGCAAGAUGUUGGACCUGGCGUUCGCCAUGGAUACCACUGGCAGCAUGGGAUCCUACAUCGACGCCGCCAGGGACAACGUGCGCAGAAUCACGGAAGAGAUCGUUGCCAAGGAGACGUGUGACGUACGUCUGGCUCUGGUCAACUAUCGCGAUCAUCCACCCCAGGAAAUGACCUACGUGACGCAGGUGCAUGACUUCACUCCUAAGAUCGGCGAGAUGAAGCGAUGGUUAGAUGACACCAGCGCAAGUGGCGGCGGCGACGCACCUGAAGCCGUGGCUGACGCUCUUCAUCAGGUGUUGAAACUAUCAUGGCGGCCAGAAGCGACCAAAAUCUGUGUCCUCAUCUCCGACGCCCCUCCACAUGGACUCCAGCCAAGCGGAGACACCUUUCCCAACGGCUGCCCUGACGGUCUUGACCCCAUGAUGACUGUGCGACAGAUGGCGGAGAAGGCCAUCACGUUGUACGUGGCUGGCUGCGAGCCCUCCAUCACACCUUACAAAGACUUCUUCGCAGCUCUUGCUUACGUCACAGGGGGACAGUACGUGCCCUUGAAUGCUGCCCGAGCUCUGACGUCAGUUAUAGUCGGAGGGGCACAGGAGGAGCUGUCGUUGGAGCAGUGGAUGGAUCAGGUGAACGAGAUGGUCAUGGCUGAGGUAAGAGAACAAGGAGAGGCCAACGUCGACAUGGAUUCUUUGACUGCGCGUGUCAAGCACAAGCUCAACACGCACGGGGCGAGGUCACGGCAGCUAAAGGUCAACAAUAGCCUCCUGCCCGCGGCUUCUGACUCCGUGAGGUCACUGUCCUCCUGCGUGCACAUGGAGGAGGUCAGAAAGGAGUGGAGACCGGAACCUGCACCCGCAGCCUCAGCCUCAUCAAGAAGCAUGUUCAAGAAGGCGUCCGCGAGCAGACCGAAAAGUGGGACCUGUGAGUCGAUGGCGGCCCCGAGCCCAUCGAGAGGUGGGACCCGUGUGCUGAUGGCGACCCCGAGCUCUUCGAGAGGUGGGACCAGUGAGUCGAUGGUGGAGUCCCUGUCCCUCGACUGCGAAAAAGAGACCCUUUCCGGAGCACCUAGCUACGAAACAGCGGAGGACGAAAUCAGUAUGGGGCAGGCGCAACGCAUGCUGCAGAAAGCACUGAUGCGGAACAAAAUUUCCAUCCCCAAGAAAUAAAGCGAAGACAAGAAAUUAUGACUCCAGAGGGAAGGUGUGUGUGAGGAGUAAGGGAGUAUAAAGGGAUGGUGCGUAUGGUGAAGUGGUGGAGGGUGGGUGAAAAAUACAUUUCUUGACCCUUCACCUUAGAAAUGUAGGACAGCAGGAAAGCCGAGUUACAGAGUUCUGUAACAGGAUAGGAGGGAUAAAGACAACUUCUCAGUCUAAUAGUCGGGGUUACUUUUUCAGGAGUGUGCAUACGAGCAGGUGAAAUUUGAAUGAGACCAUGUGUUCACUGUAGCCGAAUGCAUGUAAUGCCCGCUCUUUGAUGUAUUUGAAAAAUGUAGGACUGAGAUAUAUACUAGUGUGGUGUAGUUGUAUUCUAUGAUGUAUACCACUGUUAAUAACCCUUUACCAUACUAAUCAUAUUGUCUAAAAGGAUCAAAUAUUGCUCAUAAAGGUAUUAUAGUUCAUUA